AUGAAAAGGAUGACUGAAACAUCUUCCAAGGAAGAUAUAUUUGUUCAGCCUGUGGUUUCUGAGAAGCGAUCUACCGUAUCCACCUCUCCUGUGUCCCAUGUACAGCUUGCAUGUACCCACCAGUACUGUGCUUUCCCAUUGAAUAGAAAUGAGCUCUGCGUCUGGGACACAGCUAACCCACAUGCACAGCCCAUGAUUCUAAAAGGUCAUCACCAGCCCAUAACUGCAGUGGCAAUAAAACAGGAUGGGGAUCAAUGGCUGGCUUGCUCUGCCUCACAAGACUAUGUCAUUACAUGGAAUCUGAAUGACUGCAAACGAGAUUUUCUUCAAGGAUUGCUACCUCGUGGACUUGUCAUCGGAACCCUCAUUGGUGAUGUUCAGCAUAUAGCUUUCCACUGUAAUGAAAAGUUGGUUGUGACAUGUGCGGGAACUAGAGUAUUUAUACUUAAUGUUCAGAGAAAAGAAAUACUUGCAGAGUUGGCAGUACACCAAGGACUGGUGACUGGAGCUGAAUUUUGGGCUGAUAAUUUCCUUGUGUGCAUUUCUGAAGACAGAACUUUCUCGGUAUGGGACUACCAAGCAGGACAUUUGGUAUACCAGUCUGGAAUAAUAUCAGCCUUCCCUCUUUUAAAGAUGUACAUUGAUGAAGAAAAUGAGCAGCUGGUCACGGGAUGUUCUGAUGGAAUGUUACGAGCUUUUAGUUUGGUAAAAGGACAUAGUUUUCGAUGCCUGUGCAAUAUUGAUCUUCGAAAGGAGAAACUGAAAUUUUACAAGCAGUUUGAA
This is a messenger RNA of Staurois parvus, 783 nucleotides long. NCBI's taxonomy places the organism in Eukaryota, Metazoa, Chordata, Amphibia, Anura, Ranidae. The record is from the annotation of a GenBank genome assembly.